This is a messenger RNA of Brugia malayi, 1074 nucleotides long. RefSeq lists its product as uncharacterized. Gene Ontology annotation, cellular component: membrane. Bases 1 to 1074 code for a protein of 357 amino acids. The transcript has 8 exons. The record is from RefSeq and is a predicted model, not a curated record. Gene Ontology annotation, molecular function: potassium ion leak channel activity. Lineage: Eukaryota; Metazoa; Nematoda; Chromadorea; Rhabditida; Onchocercidae. Gene Ontology annotation, biological process: potassium ion transmembrane transport; stabilization of membrane potential.
AUGCGAACUCAUUCUCAAAAGCUUCGUGCUGCAGCUGUACACAUUGGUAUUAUUAGUGGUACAAUAACUUAUGUUUGCAUUGGUGCAAUUUUAUUUUUGUAUGUUGAACGACCGAUCGAAAUUAGAUCACGUCAAUAUCAUCUUAAAACUUAUGAAAAAAUUAAAUCUAAAUUUCUGCAUGCAGUGGUAGCGGAUAAUUUGACAGAAAAUGAUUUAUAUAUUAUAAGUGCUAAUUACAUUGAGGAAUUGUUUGAUUUCUACAAAGAUUCACAAGCAGCUCGAGUAUUUGAAGCAUAUUAUUUAAAUGAUAGAUUAAAGGAAGAUCAAUGGACUAUAGCUUCAUCUAUACUCUUUGCUGCUACUACUGUUAUUCCUGUUGGUUAUGGUUUUGUUACACCAAUUUCUAAGGUAGGACGAUUUAUUGUUAUUAUUUAUGCUCUUAUUGGUGCACCAUUGGUACUUGUUACAAUAAGUGAUAUUGGUAAAUUUAUUAGUUUUUAUUUCAUGCGCUUUCUUCCUGAGUCAGUAACAGGUUUAUGUUUUCUUGGAUUUCUGAUAAUUUAUUUAUUUAUUGGAGCUUUGCUAUUUUCAUUGUUUGCCCGAAUUACUUACCUUGAAGCGACAUACUUCUCCAUCACAUCCGUUUUUACAAUCGGUUACGGUGAUACAGAACCACCAGUUCCUGUGCCAUAUCUCAUUUUAUAUAUUAUAAUUGGUGUAAUACUAGUAACAAUAGCAGUAGAGGUAUUGGCUGCUGAAAUAAUUAAUCAUAUUCAUUAUAUGGGUCGUCAUGUUAGUAAGGCAAGAAAAAUCACUCGAAAAUUUUAUAAGAUGGCACGUGCAAUGGACGUACGUCGUGGUUUCAACAGUGGUUUAAUGCAAAUCGAAUCAUUUAUUCGUUUUGGUUUAAUAUUUGGAAUGAUGAAAACAGAUUCAAAUGACGAGCAAAACGUAUUGACACCUUGUAACAUUAAUUCAACUUUUGAGCCAACAAAUGAUGAUAUCAAAUUCGCUGAUGAUGACGUAUCAGAUAGACCUUUACACGUGGAUCGAGAAAGACGUCAAUUCAAAUGA